Messenger RNA from Arachis duranensis, 884 nucleotides. RefSeq names its product protein EARLY RESPONSIVE TO DEHYDRATION 15. The record is from RefSeq and is a predicted model, not a curated record. The transcript is spliced from 3 exons. Bases 219 to 575 code for a protein of 118 amino acids. NCBI's taxonomy places the organism in Eukaryota, Viridiplantae, Streptophyta, Magnoliopsida, Fabales, Fabaceae.
CACGGUGCUUUCGCCGAACCUAAACGGUGGGACCCACUCCGUACCCGAACCAAGACAGGCUCGGAUUUCUCUCUAUAAAUACUGCGGAUUUGCGAUUUUCUUGACGCGUCAACUUGUCUGUCAAUCGUCGUCGUCGGUAACCAAUUUCUCGUAGCUGGAGAGAUAAUUCUAACUAGAAUUGGAGUGAAAAAUAAAAAAGGAACAAAAAUCAGAUCAAGAUGGCAUUAGUCUCUGGAGGAAGAUCAACACUGAACCCGAAUGCCCCUCUUUAUAUUCCAGCCGCCUUCCGGCAGGUGGAGGAUUUCUCGCCGGAGUGGUGGCAGCUGGUGACAACACUGACGUGGUACCAUGAGUACUGGCUAAGCCAGCAACAGGUUGAAGGGGGCUUCUAUGCUGCUGAGGAUGAUGGAUUUGAUCAAGAUGGCAAUGAUGUUGUUGAUUUGCUGCCUGAUAUAUUUGAUCUUGAUGCCGGUGAAGAUCUUUCCGUGAUGGAAGCUCAGCUUGAAGAGUUCAUUCGAUUAUCUGAAGAAGAAACUGGACACAAGACAUUUGUGGAACAGAAGAGUAAAGCAUAAAUUGCAAGAGCCAGAGAUGAAGCUUGUAAACGUAACUAAGCAAACAGGCUGAAUGCCAUGGCCUUAAUUAGCUUGCGGUCAUUUAGCUAGUGUACCCCUUGAUGUUUAUCUCUAGCUUUUAACUUUCCAGUAACUCUUGUAUAGCCAAGGUUCCGACUUUUUCUCCUCUCUCUUGUAAACAGGGAAGGAAGAAAGAAAGGUAACAAAAAAAAAAGUGAAAAUAUGUCGUGUACUGAUGUUGUAACUUGUAAGAGAUGUUACAAGUGUUAAAAUUACAAAAAUGACAAAAAAGAUUUUUUUCUUCUGUCA